This is a messenger RNA of Phycomyces blakesleeanus NRRL 1555(-), 1422 nucleotides long. Its product is annotated as helix-loop-helix DNA-binding domain-containing transcription factor. The transcript has 5 exons. Gene Ontology annotation, molecular function: DNA-binding transcription factor activity; protein dimerization activity. The coding region runs from base 1 to 1422 and encodes 473 amino acids. The record is from RefSeq and is a predicted model, not a curated record. NCBI's taxonomy places the organism in Eukaryota, Fungi, Mucoromycota, Mucoromycetes, Mucorales, Phycomycetaceae. Gene Ontology annotation, cellular component: RNA polymerase II transcription regulator complex. Gene Ontology annotation, biological process: positive regulation of transcription by RNA polymerase II.
AUGCCAUCAGACAAGAAAAAGACAUCAAACUCUGGAAAAUCCGCCCAACACACUAUCAGCGAUUUUAUCGGUGCAUUUGCCGUGACUCCAUCUCACCCAUUUGGUAUUUCAUUUUCAUCCAACAUGUCACCAGUUGAAGAAAGUGACAUUGCUAAUAGCGAUAAAAGAUCUGCCCACAAUGCUCUCGAACGUCAGCGUCGAGAAGGUCUCAAUACAAAGUACCAGCAACUUGCGCAUGCAUUACCUUCUCUUCAGACCGUUCGUCGUCCCAGCAAAACCAUGAUUAUCACAAGAUCAUUGGAAUAUGUUUCCACAUCUGUUCAGCGUGAAUCAACGUAUCAGAAACAGCUGCGAAUCUUGCGAGAAGAAAAUGAAAAACUACGAAAACAAGCCCACAGAUCAAGUGCGUUUUUGAAAAAGAAACUCCAUCUAGAUUCCUUCCAGACCAAGAAAAGCCCUGAAAACAUAGCUACUACUAGUACUGUGAGUGGAAACAGCAUCGGAGCAGGUAGCAAGAAAAUCUCGUCGCCAGUGUCUCCUACUCCAUCUGCUCGUGUGGUCAAGAAAAAGUCAUCCAGAUCAUUCCUCAAGAAAUUCACUUCAAAGCUCCACCCUCAGAUGAGACCCAAACAGAAAGUCAAGUUUGAGCAGGAACAGAAACAGGAACGAGAUCGGGAACAAACCAAGAGAUCCCCAGGCACUCAACAGCAGGCUUUUCAGGAAGAAGGCUCAGGCUCAGGUUCAGUUCCAGUUCCAGUACCAAUGCCAAUUCCAGCCCCAGUGCCAGUGCCAGUGCCAGCGCAAAUUAAAGCUCCAACGCCAAUGCCAGUAGUCGACACAAACACAGUCGCUACCCUCUUGGCCACCCAGACCCCAUUGUCCUCACCAUCUUACUUAUCUUCAUCGACCAUCUCUCCCCUACCACCUCACCCACUUCCUCCUCUGUUUAGUGCUCCUUAUUUAUCUGCUCAUUCUCCAUAUCCUUUAUCGGUCAAUCCAGCACUGAUGCCCCAAUUAGACGACACUCUUUCUCCUCUUGAGCAAGUUUGGCUAACUGACAAUUUGGCUGGACAAAGCGCGAUGUACAGCUUUGAUCAGACUAAUAUGAACACAACGGACUCUUAUUUUAUGGAUUCACAGAUGGUACAGAUGCCACAAAACAUGUGUGGAGCUGGUGGGUUACAUCAGCCCACCCACACACCAUUAAACCAAACACCAUCGACUCAGUAUCCUGAAGCAAUCGAUUACAACAAUCUUGAAUCUUAUUAUUAUUUUGGUGUUCCAUCCACAGACCCACUCUUCAACAUGCCUUUACCUGUCACGAGUGCCGAGAUGUCUCUCAUUACAUCUUACAUUGAACAAGAAGAUAUGUCACCGAUAUUUAUGCAAAAUAUGUCAAGCAAUGGCUAUCCAUACAUCUAG